Gryllus bimaculatus (two-spotted cricket) is the source of this 4716-nucleotide messenger RNA. NCBI's taxonomy places the organism in Eukaryota, Metazoa, Arthropoda, Insecta, Orthoptera, Gryllidae. The record is from the annotation of a GenBank genome assembly.
AUGGCUGUUUCUCUCCCGCCAGGCUCUGCUCCCGGCCGGCCCAGUCUGACCCUCAACUUGGGGCUUGGCGGGGGCGGGCUGGACGACCCGGCCGGCUCUCCGCGCAAGCGCAUGGGGCUGUGCCUCAACCUGCCGGGCAGCAACUUCAUCACCGCCGGGGGCGACCACGUGGACGUCUCGUUGGCGCUGGAGCGCCAGGGGUGGUAUCAUGGGGCUAUAACCAGACUUGAAGCAGAAAACAUUUUGAGGCUGCUAAGGGAGGGCAGUUACCUUGUUCGCAACAGUGAAUCAACGCGACAAGAUUAUUCCCUUUCACUAAAAAGUGCAAGAGGAUUCAUGCACAUGAGAAUACAACAAAAUAAAGAAACUGGUAAAUUCAUCCUAGGACAAUUCAGCAAACCAUUUGAUAGUAUUCCUGAGAUGAUUCAUCACUACACUAUCAACAGGCUUCCAAUUAGAGGUGCUGAGCAUAUGUGCCUGCUCCAUCCAGUAAUUGAACAGUUAUUAUAGCUCUUACUGCAAAAAUUAAUGAGCUAAGAUAUGAAUCAACGCUCAUUAAUGCAUUAAUAGCAUUUGAGGUACACAGCUUGUUUUGAUAUACACUUAAUUGUUACUAUUAUAUUUCAAACUGAAAUAUUUUCAGAAUACCAUUUCUCUCAUCCGAAUAUGAGCAUUUUGAAGUACAUUUUGCUUCUUAAUGGUUUAAUAUUCAUGCAUUGUGUUGUUUCUUUUUUAGAAAUUUUUUUUGUUAAUAAUUAAUAAUAAAUGUUUGUAAAUAAUACAUUGAUAACUUGCCCAUCAUACUACAAAAUUGCUGACAUUUGCCUAUAAUAUUUCUCUAGAAAUUGCUUGAAAUAGUGCAAGAUGAUCUCUGAAUUCUAUUAUUAUUAUUAUUAGAAUCCAGCUGUUAAACAGCAAAGCAACUGUUGUACUUUAAGUGGCACUUUUGCAUAUUGAUCUUUAUGUAUUUCUGCAAAACAGAUGGAUUUUAUCUCGUGCUGCAGUGUAAAAGUUACCUUUCUCUGCUCAGUGAAAGACAAGAAUUAAUCAAGAAUGCAUUGUAUUCCAGGUUUGUGCACAAAUUCUGUUUCAGUAUAGAUGUAAGAAAGGGAAUAAAUGCACAUAAAUGUGUUAAUGAAAAAUUUUCAUGAUAGUAGAAACAGAAACUUAUUUUUGGACAGGAUGUAAAUUCAUUUGUUCAAUGAAAACGUGCAAUGCCAUAAGGGUGCAUGAAGUAAAGUAUGGAAACUUAUCCAAGCCAAAGAAUAGCUGUGAACUUUUUGUAUAAUAUAUAUUAAAUUCAUCUUAGUCAUUUACUACUUAUGAUAGAUUUUAAGUUUGUUUCUUCUUCUACAGUUUUAUGAGAAAAAACUUAGGGAAGAAAUGUGUACUAUUUCUUUUGUGUAAGACAAAAGUUAUUCAGUUAACUAUUUAUGAGAUGCAUUUUUUGUACAUAUAUCUAAUUUCAAUAUUGUUUUGUGAAUAAGAGAGUCCAUUGCAAAAUGGUCCGUCCAACUUACCAUCAGCCGCCCACUCAUUGCAAUAACAAGAUAUUUCUCUAUAAAAUUAUUUUUAUGACUACUGAUGAAUCUUUGAAAAUGAAAAUUUAAACAAACUAUUUGGCUCUAUUUCCAAAAUAUUUGCAGUGCACAUGUACAAUUUCUCUAUUUUAGGGCUUAUGAAUAUUAAAAUAUUUUGUCACCAUAUUAUUAUUAAGAUAUUGUAGAAUCAGAUCAGUUGUAUGAAUGAAUUUCUUUCCUGCAAACAUGUGAUACUCAGCUUCUACAGCAUUCAUGAAUAAUGAGAUGGUGGCAGAUCCUGGUUUUAAGUAAAAGUACAUCUAUUCAUAUUGCUUUUAUGAAUGGGCUUUACUAAUGAACUAUGCCAUGAAUGGACUUAUGGACAAAUAUGUUCUUCAAAAAAUCUUUGUUUAAUUGAUCUAUAUAUCUAUUUCUACUUUGUCAUUAUGCAUGUCUUCGGUAGAAUUGUCACAGUCUACUCAAGUGAAUGAAACUUGAGCGUGUAUAUUAGUACCAUGUUUCUCCAUGAACUAUGCAAGAAAUGUUUCAACAUUCUUCCAGUAAUAUUUUAAUUUUUGACUUACUGAAAAACAUUAGAAUUUCAAGUCUCAUCAGCACAGAAAAGAAUUGAAUAAAAUCUAACACUUGGAGAAACACAUUCAGAUCUGAAGAUUUGAGUAUUUCCCCUUGACUUUGUGCCAAUAUCAGCUUGCAAAUGAUGUAAUAACAAAAGUCCCUUCAUCUUUAAUAAUUAAACUUUAGAGUCAGUGAAGGAAUCCAAGAAAAACCCUUCAUAGAGACAUAUUCUUGUACGAAUAUUUGAAACCAAGUAGUGUCCUUCUAGGAAGUGCGCAUUAGAAAUUGAUUUACAACAUAUCUGAUCGGCAUAUUAAAAAACCUACAAAAUUUUUGUGAAAGAUAUAUCAAACACUAGAAAUGUUGUUUUGCAACAUGAUACUUCAAUUACAUCAGAUUUUGGCAGUUUAGAGAUUAAAAUGAAAAUUUACUUCAGUUUUUAACACAACCACAAAGUUAUCAUGUGGUUAAAACUAGUGUUCAAUGUAGUGGGAAGUUGGAAAUCAUAUGAGAGUGUGCCAAAUUUAAAAGAAUAAUCUAUCGACUGUUAACAGUGAAAUGGACAGUAAUGUAAAAAUUAAAUGAGAAAGUUUUUGAAAAGUUAUUUUUAACUUAUUACAUUCUUAAUAUUUAAUAUUUUCUGGCUGCUUUGAAUAUUUGUUCAAUGAGGAUACGAUAAUAAAUCAAAUUAGAAUAUUGUAUAAUAAUAGUGACUAUUUUCAGUGAAAUAUUCUUUGUGAUAGUAGAGAAACAUAAUGAAAGAUAAAAUUUUAGUGAACAUUUUAUUGUAUAAUUGCAGUAAUUCUUCCAUACAAUACAGCUUUUAUUGGCCUAACUGCACAAUAUGACUACGUCUCAGUUGGUUGUCAGAAAUACCUCACAUUAGAUCUUCCCAAAAUUGUUUUUGAGUCAUAAUGAACUCUACAGUCUGCAGACUUCCAUUGAAAUGUAUGUAUAAUUAGGUACUGUCAGUGCAAUAUUAGGUUUAUUUGUCUAUAGAAAAUAUAUUUGUAAUAAAAUAUGUAAAUAAAAAAUAUUAGGUGAAUAUUUAUAGAAAAUGCAGGCUACCAGUACUAAAUGUUAUAUACUGUACUUAAAUAAUACAAAUUUCUGAGCCAUGAUUAUAACUGGGUCAGAAAAAGUCUCCAAGAAAACAUUACAGUGGUGAAGAACAUAACUUUUUUAAAAUUGUAUAAAACCAUGAGGAAGUACUUUUGAAAUUUAUUUUCAAUGAGGUGUGUAUAUUUCAAAUGGUCUGUACCAUGGAUCAGUGUUUUCAUGUAGCUAUGAACAGACACAUUUUAGAUAUUUUCUUUUGAUUAAUGGAGUUUUUAAAAAGUAAUUGGAAUAUUCUUCUAUUUCUUUAUAAGUUUUUCUGAUCACUUUAAGAAAAAAUACAGUGUUUGUAUUAAUUUGAUAUUGAGAAAUGAUGAAUAAAAAGUGUACAUUUUGUAUUAGAAUAUCAUUUAUCAAAUUGUAUAAAAUGGUAAAAUUCUUAUCAAAUAAAUAAUACAGUUGUACCUAUGAUGUGAAAUACCUUAUUUUACAUUGUAUUUACAUCGUGCCUGUUCUGAAUUACUUGUGCUCUGCUACAUUGCAGAAAAUGAAUGAGGAUGUACAUCAUUGAAAAUAAAUUUUCAGACUAGAAAUUGAAAGAGAAGAAAUAAAGCAAGUCCAAUAUUUUGAAUAUUUGUGAAGAAAGAAAUGUCAUGCCAGAAUAUACAUGUAUUUGUCUAUUAAUUUACACUAAAAUUAAAUGUAUCAGAGCUUCUUUUUCAUUCAUUAUUAAUAAAUUUUAAUAUCUUAUGCAUUUCAUUUGUGCAUUUGAUGAAUUAAUAUAUCCCUAAAAUUUUGAGUCAAUUUUGUGCUUAAAAAAUUACACAAUUCAUGUUUACAGUUGGAAAAAUAAAUGUCUGCUUUAAAUUUUUAUUGAUACAACAAUAAAUUAUCUUAGAAUAAUGUUAAUUAAAUCUAAAGAAUAAAAAAUUCUGGCAUUCAUCUUGCAACAUUAAUAUAAGUUUUUGUAGCAUUGUAUGUGGAGUUGUGAUAUAUUGUUGAUUGUGGUAAAAUACAUUGUGUUACCAUUUACUGAUAUUUUAUUAGUAAUUUUUCAUAUUUAAUAAUUUCAUAUAUUUUAUUUUAUUUCAUUUCAUUUAACUGUCACAUGGAAUAACAAAACAGCUUGAUCCCAUGAUGUGUAUAUUACAGUAUAUCAAAAAAUGGUGUUGAAAUGUCCUUUAAAUAUUGAAAUUUUGACUAAGACACAUUUUACGAACAUUACAGAAAUGUACAAAAAAUAAUAAACAGAAUAUUCACAUUUCAAUAAAAAUAACUUUACUUCUUACUCAAAGAAAUAUAUUACUUUUGCUUGUGCAUAUUUUGCAACCUGGUGUCAUUUUAACAAGUAUUAUUUACGUACAUUCAACUUGCAUUUUAAUAAUUUUAUAUAUUUUACUUAAUAUAUAGAAUUCUCCUCAAAAUGCUAUUUAGAAAAUUUAUAAAAAUACAAUUAUCUUCACUGCACUUGCCUUUUCAUUACAACAUUAAGCAACACUUCAGUUCUUUCUUAUUCUAUGAUAUCUGUCAUGAUCACUAUGUAACAGACACCUGAAGUAAAAGC